Penicillium alfredii is the source of this 1779-nucleotide messenger RNA. RefSeq lists its product as uncharacterized. The coding region runs from base 1 to 1779 and encodes 592 amino acids. The transcript is spliced from 2 exons. The record is from RefSeq and is a predicted model, not a curated record. Gene Ontology annotation, molecular function: methyltransferase activity. NCBI's taxonomy places the organism in Eukaryota, Fungi, Ascomycota, Eurotiomycetes, Eurotiales, Aspergillaceae.
AUGAACGCCGACAUGCUUGGUUUCUUGUGCUUCUAUUCCAUUAUGUGCUCCGACAACUCUCGACGAGCCUCUUCGAAGCGUGGUGCGGGCACGGACAUGGCCUUGCCCUCUGCUUCUCUUUCGCAGUCGGUGCUUGCGGGCAAUAGUGAUGCUGCUCCCGACAUGGAAUCCCCACAGCCCCCGUAUACUUCGACUUUGACAUCGACUUCCACGACGAAGGAUCAUGGUCCUGAAAUAAUGCUUUUGUCGCAGUCUCCGCUGUUGCUUCAUACACAGCCUCCGGAGCCAGAACUGAGUGUGAAUGGUGUUUGUCCGGAAUCCGCGGAAUGGUCUCGAUCGAACUCCAUCACGCACCCCGAGUCGGCACCGGAGGACUGUCAGGAAUUACAUGAAGAGGUCAAGGCGACGGAGUUGUCAGGUUUACCAUCCAUACCUGAAUCAGAGUCUCAAGUGGAGCAGGGCGAUCCCGGGAGAGCGGACUUCAGAGAGAUAUCGCCCAAGUUACCUUCAAUACCAGAGGAAGCAGUUGAGUAUUAUCGUGUCUACGAAGCGCACACCGAGCCAGCCCCCUCGCUACAGUAUGUGUCAAUAUCAACAGCAACGGAAGCGGUGGACUAUGCAACCGAAGAUGCUACAGCUACAGCAUGGGCUUCUUCGCCGCCACCAAACCCCGAAAUCGCACCCGCGCCGGUAGUGGUGGACUCUGAACCAAUCCAGGACUCUAUACCGGUGUCGCCGUCCCCAAUUCUAUCUCCUAACAUACAGUCCGCCGCAGAGGAUGCAGCAGACACAUCCUCGACAACCACAAACGACGAAACGACUUCUAUCUUUGAUGACGAGUACUACUCCGACACCUCCAGCUAUACGGCAUCGCUUCUAUCCGAUGUGAAAGACUAUACCUAUGAGAAUGGGCGGCGGUAUCAUUCAUACCGGGAGGGCCACUAUGUGCUCCCCAACGACGACCAGGAGCAAGACCGUCAAGACCUUCUCCACCACGUCCGCAAUCUCGUCCUAAACGGAUCACUCUUUUGCGCGCCAGUCGGGGAGAAUGUCCAACGAGUCCUGGACAUUGGCACCGGGACUGGGAUUUGGGCAAUCGACUUUGCAGACACCUUCCCCAGUGCCGAGGUGGUGGGCACGGACCUGAGUCCCAUCCAGCCCUCAUGGGUGCCGCCUAACCUACGGUUCCUGGUCGACGACGCCGAAUCGCCGUGGCUGUUCAGUGCCAGCCGGCCGUUUGAUUUUAUCCACGCGCGCGACCUGGGCGGCGCCAUCGCCGACUGGCCGCGGUUGCUGCGCCAGGCCUACACGCAUCUCCGGCCCGGGGGCUGGAUUGAGUUGCAGGAGUUUGAGGUGACGCUCCGGUCCGACGACGACUCGCUGCGUCUGGCGCCGACGCUGUGCGAGUUUGUCGGCCGGCUGCAUCAAGCCAGCGAGGCUUUCCACAGGCCCAUGAAUAUCGCCGAGGGUCACAAGCAGCGUCUAAUCGAGGCGGGUUUUGAAGACGUCAGAGAUGAAGUGUACAAGGUUCCCUCGAGUGCCUGGUCUGGGGACUCCGUACAAAAGCAGAUUGGUCGGUACAACCUGUGCUCACUCUUGAUGGCAGUGGAGUCCUACUCACUGGCCCUCUUCACCCGAGUGCUAGGAUGGUCCAACACCGAAACCCAGGUGUUCCUGGCGGGAGUGCGUCGAGAUCUGAAGAACCCGGAGGUUCAUUCGUACUGCAACUUGCACAUUGUGUACGGUCGGAAGCCGUGGUAUUAUUAUCCAACUGGCUAA